GGGAAGAUAAGACAGCAGCUAUGGCUCCCCCCCCAGCCACUCGCGGAGGGCGGUGUAGCGGGCGCCGGGACCGCGGCUCCGCCAGGAGGGUGAAGUGAGGGCGCCAAGAGGCUCCACACAGAUGAGUAGCGAGUUUGGUACAGAAGAAGUACAGAUCCCAGUUUUCCAGCUGUUCAGCUUACACAGAAAAGAACCCUUGAGAUCAGUGCUGGGAGAAAGAAGAAAAGUAGUGAAGGAAUUGAUGUGUGAUGCUGGACAGGUUUGAGCCAAGGAGCUGCAGUGCAGAAGUGCUGGUGAAAAAGAGACUUCUUGGCAGUAGAAACUGCCUGUUGAAGACUGGACAGAUAAAGCACAGGAGCCACUAACAAGCACUCCCUGACAUCCUUCGCUAUUCAUCCAGAAGGAGCCUGCAUGACAGAGGAAUGGCAGAGCAUCAGCUGUGCAGCAGCAAUGAGAGAGACUGACACUCAUUCGAGUCUCUCCUGGCUCCUUCUCCACAAUGGCUGGUGCCUCUGCAUAUUCAUUGGAUGGUAAUGCAGGAUGUCAAGAGCAGCAGCAAUAGAGUUUGGCUUGAUCCCAUUGUGUUUUUCUUCGGCUGGUUGAGGCUUCAAAUCACCAUGACAACGCAGUGACACUUCCAGCAAAGGCUGCCCGCAGACCAAGGGUGGGCCGCAGGUGGGUGAGGAGGUCAGCGAUUGAGUCUACUGGGAUCAAAAGUUGCACCUGCAGCAACACAACUGUAGAAAGCCAUUGGCACGCGAAGAAGAUGAAAUUCCCCUUCUAUUGGCUUCUCGUUAAGCAGGCACAAUAACUUCUUUUUUCGAGAGACUUACUCGAAAAGCUCCUACGGUUAUGGCUACUGAUCCAACGUGAUUGGGCACACAGCGACUUUGGAACUCAUGACUGGAUAUACCAUGUUGCGGAAUGGGGGAGUGGGGAACGGAGGCCAGCCCUGGGUGUUGAGAUGGUCCAGUCGGAUUCGGCUCACCUGGCUUAGUUUCACCCUCUUCAUUAUCCUCGUCUUCUUUCCCCUCAUUGCCCACUACUACUUAACCACCAUCGACGACGCAGACGAUGCCGGCAAGCGCAUCUUCGGCCCUCGGACCGGCAGUGAGCUGUGCGAGGUGAAGCAUGUGCAAGACCUGUGCCGCAUCCGGGAGUCGGUCAGCGAGGAGCUGCUCCAGCUGGAGGCCAAGCGGCAGGAGCUCAACAGUGAGAUUGCCAAGCUCAACUUGAAGAUUGAGGCCUGCAAAAAGAGCAUUGAAAAUGCCAAGCAGGACCUCCUGCAGCUGAAGAAUGUCAUCAGCCAGACUGAGCAUUCCUACAAAGAGCUGAUGGCUCAGAAUCAGCCCAAGCUCUCUUUGCCCAUCCGGCUGCUGCCAGACAAAGACGAUGUGACCUUCCCGCUGCCAAAAUCCAUCCGGAACUGCAGGCUACACAACUGCUUUGACUACUCUCGCUGCCCGUUGACAUCUGGCUUUCCAGUCUAUGUCUACAACAGUGACGAUUAUCCUUUUGGUAGUUCCUUAGACCCUUUAAUUAAACAAGCCUUCGAGGCGACUGUCAGAACUAAUGUUUAUGUUACUGAAAAUGCAAAUAUUGCUUGUGUGUAUAUAAUUCUAGUGGGAGAGAUGCAAGAGCCCGUGAUGCCAAAACCUACUGAACUAGAGCAACAGUUGCACUCUUUGCCAUAUUGGAGGACUGAUGGACAUAACCAUCUCAUCAUCAAUUUAUCAAGGAAAUCAGAAACUCAGAACUUCAUUUACAACAUCAGCACAGGGCGCGCCAUGAUUGCCCAGUCCACCUUUUACGAUGCACAGUACCGACCAGGGUUUGAUAUUGUAGUGUCACCUCUGGUCCACGCUAUGUCUGAACCCAAUUUCCUAGAAAUCCCACCCCAGGUGCCAGUCAAGCGUAAAUAUCUCUUCAGUUUCCAGGGAGAGAAGAUCGAGUCUCUCAGAUCUAGCUUGCAGGAGGUUCGCUCUUUCGAAGAGGAAAUAGAAGGCAACGCCCCAGCUGACUACGAUGAUCGCAUCAUUACCACCUUGAAGGCUGUUCAGGACAGCAAGUUGGACUUUGUUUUGGUGGAGUUCACAUGUAAGAACCAGCCUAAGGCAAGUCUGCCCACUGAGUGGGCUCUGUGUGGAGAAAGGGACGACAGACUAGAGCUACUGAAGCUAUCUACUUUUGCACUGAUAAUCACCCCAGGGGACACCCAUUUGGUGAUCUCUGCUGGGUGUGCCAUGAGACUGUUUGAGGCUCUGGAAGUUGGAGCCAUCCCAGUGGUUCUCGGAGAGCAAGUUCAGCUACCCUAUAAUGAUGUGAUCCGGUGGAACGAGGCAGCCUUAAUCAUACCAAAGCCACGUAUCACAGAAGUGCACUUUCUUCUGAGAAGCAUUUCUGACAACGAUCUCCUUGCCAUGAGGAGGCAGGGCCGCUUCUUGUGGGAGACCUACUUCUCCACCUCUGACAACGUGUUCAGCACAGUGUUAGCUAUCAUAAGGACUCGAAUCCAAAUCCCGGCUGCUCCCAUCCGAGAAGAAACUGCUGUGGAGAUUCCCCACCGGUCUGGUAAAGCUGCUGGUACAGACCCCAAUAUGGCAGACAAUGGUGACCUGGACUUGGGGCCUGUGGAAACAGAACCACCCUAUGCGUCUCCCAAAUAUCUCCGCAAUUUCACCCUCACUGCAAUGGACAUCUACAGGAAUUGGAAUUCUGCUCCGGGGCCUUUCCACCUCUUCCCCUACACUCCCUUUGACCCUGUUUUGCCAUCAGAGGCAAAAUUCCUGGGGUCUGGGACUGGCUUUCGACCAAUUGGUGGAGGAGCAGGUGGCUCUGGGAAGGAAUUCCAGGCUGCUUUGGGUGGCAACGUCCCCCGGGAGCAGUUCACAGUAGUGAUGUUGACUUAUGAGCGGGAGGAAGUGUUGAUGAACUCCCUAGAAAGGCUCAAUGGUCUGCCAUACUUAAAUAAAGUUGUGGUAGUGUGGAACUCUCCCAAGCUUCCCUCUGAGGAUCUCUUGUGGCCAGACAUUGGCGUCCCAAUCAUGGUGGUGCGCACAGAGAAGAACAGCCUGAACAACCGGUUCCUGCCGUGGGACGAGAUCGAGACGGAGGCCAUCCUCUCCAUCGACGACGACGCUCACCUGCGCCACGACGAGAUCAUGUUCGGCUUCCGUGUCUGGAGAGAGGCAAGGGACCGCAUUGUUGGCUUCCCAGGACGCUACCAUGCAUGGGACAUCCCUCAUCAGUCCUGGCUUUACAACUCCAACUACUCUUGUGAGCUCUCUAUGGUGCUCACUGGUGCUGCUUUCUUCCAUAAGUACUACGCCUACCUGUACUCCUACGUGAUGCCCCAAGCCAUCCGCGACAUGGUGGAUGAGUACAUCAACUGCGAGGACAUCGCCAUGAACUUCCUGGUCUCUCACCUGACCAGAAAACCUCCUAUCAAGGUGACCUCCCGCUGGACCUUCCGCUGCCCCGGCUGCCCGCAGGCGCUCUCACACGACGACUCUCACUUCCACGAGCGGCACAAGUGCAUCAACUUCUUUGUCAAGGUGUAUGGCUACAUGCCCCUCCUGUACACCCAGUUCCGCGUGGACUCGGUCCUCUUCAAGACCCGCCUGCCCCACGACAAGACAAAGUGCUUCAAGUUCAUCUAGAAGCAGGAGGCAGCUGGACGCCCUUGGCUCGCUGAACUCCGCCGGGAGGCGGCGGCGGGGGGCAGGGCUGCGAGAGCAAAACGCCUUUGGCUACGGACUACGGCCGCCCCCGCGCCGAGCACAAGGCGUGUCCCGGACUGGGACGGGCACAGUCGCCCUCCCUUCCCCUCCUCCCGCAGGGACUCCACCGAGUGACAGGGAAACCAGAUCCCACGGCUCCUGUAAAGACACUUCCUAGGAUGACAGAGUGAGGAAUGGCACCCUGGCUACUGACUUCCCUGAAGCUAGCCAGGGGCAACCCUUCUUUUUAAUUAUAAUUAUUGUUAUUUAAAAUGAAAGUGGUUUAGAUUUGCCACCCCAGGCUUGCUGGGGGGUUCAUUUCUUUUCUUUUCUUUCCCUCCCCAACCCACCCUCUUUUCCCCUCUGGACCUGUCUGCCCACUCAAGGGGGACCAUAGCAAAGCCAGGUUGGAGGUGUUUGACUGCAGAGAGAUUAUUGCCAGCAUCAAGGCAGCUCUGUCACCACUGUUGCUCCAUCCUUUCUCUUGCAGGGCAGCCCAUCUCCUCCCCUCCCACACACCACAUCAUGACUCGUCUUGCCCUGUGGCUACUGCUGAGGACUCUCAGGUGUCAGCUGGUGAUGAGAUUUUUUUUGCCCUGCUCACCAUUCUGAGCCCUGCCCUUGGAGAGAGGUGGGCAGGGAAGAGUUUAGCACCAGAGGGUCCUUCCCUGGCUCCCAGCACCAUGCCAGGUUCUGUGCUGCAGCCCAGGGGGAAUUUGAUUGCUGUGGUCGCAUUCUCAGUGUCCUUUUCCAACCCAUGCAGCACAUCACAGGCACUGCUAAACCUCCAGAGACAGAGAGCAUGUUUGGGGCUUAGGAAUGAUCCAUCUGCCUCACAGCAGGGGCUGGCAAUGCCCCAGGCUCGUGCAUUUGAGCAAGCUGCCUUGGCCUGCGGUUUUCUACAGCCACCACAGCAUGAAAGGCAGCUGCAGGGAUUCUCUGAGUCUGGCCUGGUCUUUUCACAAGCAUUUUGGGACUCUUCCUCCUGCCCUUCAGGGCCUCAUUCACUGUCUCUGGAGAGCUGCUCCAGCAGCACCCUGAGAUCAGCUGUGUGAGCUUUUGCUGUUAGAAGAAACCUCUUUUCCAAAUGCAUCUCAGCAUGGACACAGUCUGCCAAACUCUGCAUGGUGUCUGGUGCCUGCAGGGCUUGCAGGCAGUGGUUCAGCUCUCAGUGCCAGCAUGAAGGGAUUUAAGGUAUUGAGGCCUUCUCUUGAGAUUGCUUUGCAUUUUGCAGAAAGGUGAAAGGACUCUCAUCCUUACUCUGCAUGCAGCCAAGCAGAGCUGAAGUGAGGCACCAGCCCAGCCUGUGUGUGCCAGGGCCUUGGCUGCACUGUGGCCUGGAGUCCUUGCUCUGCCUCAUCUUUGUCCCCAUCCCAGAGUGAAAUGUGCCCAGGCUGGGCGUGCCCGUGGGCCUCAGCAUAACUGCCUUAACCCCCCAUCAUGUCCACACUCAUGCCCUGGCUUUGGGCUGCAUUUGAAGGUUCAACCACCAAGAGCUUUUUCUUGUGAAUGUGGAGAUGUUUCUAGGAUCCAUUUCACAGGGCUGCUUUUGGAGCUGGUUUCUUGCCCCUCAAAGCAAAAUAUGGUCAUGUCCAUGUGACCAUCCAACCUCCAUGCUUGACUCACUCUAAUGCUGCAGUCCCAGCCUGUCACAGGAGAGAAGGACACAGGUAGCCUGUUCUUGUGUGACAUUCUUUCUCAAUGUAUCCCAGAUGUUUAAGGGCAGCCUGGAGAAGCUCUUGCUGGGUAGACAGAAAGAUGAGACUUGUGUGAUUCACCUCAGUGUCCCUGGUAUUGUGGCCUGACCACUGCAGCAGCUUGCAGCUCAGCAUCCCAGCAAGCUGUAGCAGAAGGAUGUUACCAUAUGGUUGUGUCUCUGCUGUGUCCCAAAAGAGGAGCAGGGAUGGUCAGCAGCUUCUGGGCUUGUUUAUAAAGUUAGCCUUGUUUGCCCUCCUCUCUUGCA
Messenger RNA from Dryobates pubescens (Downy woodpecker), 5682 nucleotides. It is a transcript of the gene EXTL3, whose product is annotated as exostosin like glycosyltransferase 3. Gene Ontology annotation, molecular function: glycosyltransferase activity. The transcript has 9 exons. The record is from RefSeq and is a predicted model, not a curated record. Bases 900 to 3659 code for a protein of 919 amino acids. Gene Ontology annotation, cellular component: membrane. Lineage: Eukaryota; Metazoa; Chordata; Aves; Piciformes; Picidae.